UCCUGUCAGUCUGUUUGUCAGUUUGAAAGAAUAAUAAAGAAAUCUUUGGGUUGAUACUUUUUAGAUUUUGUAUUUCUCUAAAAAGUUUCCUGUAGACCGUGAAUAGAUUUUCUUAUUUGUAUAAGUUAUGACGUUAGCUUUGUGGAGGUCAUAUUCAAAAGCUCGCAAUUAUGUGAUAAGUGGGAACAAUGGCUGCAACUCUGUAUCCUCUUUGUAUAACUUUAUCACUCGUUCAUUCAGUGAUGACAAGUUUUCUACGCCAGAAUUCACCAACAGCACUAUCUUAAUCGAGAACGGUUACAAUGUCCAAGAACUUCCACUAAUGGUAAGGAAACUAAAGGAUCUAGAGGAUUUGGAUGUUCCACCGAUAACCGAACUCCCGCGGACUACAAACGACUCGGUCAGCUAUCAUCUAAUCCAAGAAGAGUUCAAACAGUGUAUGGAUUUACGUGAAGUAUUUUCUUUGAUAACAAAAUGUACGAAGAUUACACCAAAUAUUGCAUUAGGUGCUAUAGAGAGAAUAUACGAUUUAGAAAAAGAUGCCAUCGUAAACAUACCCAGUGACCAAACAGUACACAUUAAUUUUGCAAAAGGUGCCAUCUUGGAGAAACUGCUGAAGGUUGUUAUGAAGACUGAAGAUACCCAGACAAUAUUAAAUGUUCUAAAAACAUCUUCUACAAUCAUGGAACCAUACAAACACAAGUUUUGUGAUGAGCUACUCCUGAGAGUUAUAGAUAAUAGAUUAACUAUUGAUCAGUUAUGUGAUUUUGCCCUAAUUCUAAGUAAAAGUCAUGGAGAUCAAAAAUAUUCUGAAACAAUAGAUAGAUUAUGGGUUGGUUUUAUUGAAAAAGAGCAAGAUAUUAAUGAAAUUAAUAUUGUCAAGAUUUUCACAAUUUUGCCCGGCCUUAAAGUGAGCAAAAAGACUAUAACAAAUUUGUUAGAGCAAAAAUUAUCUGAGUUAUGGUCUAAAAUAAAGGUACCAGCCAUGCAAGCCAUCCUUGAUGUUUUUUUGGUAGAGAAAUAUUUUUCUAUACAGUGUUACAGCAUUUUAGGACAUUGGUUUUACGCCAAUAUCCAUGCUUUAGAUGAUGAUGAAUUACUGGAUGUGAUUACAAAGUUUACACGGCUUAGAUUCACCGACACUCAAAUAGAUGCAGCUAUUGAAAAAUUUUUAAAAUUUAAGUCUCCCAAGAUCAAAUCACAGGUCCUAGUUAUUGGUAUUCUGAAUUACUGCAUGCAAUUCAAGUUGCGCAAUAAUCACAUACUAGAAGUAUGCAGUCAGUAUUUUAUAGAUAAAAGGAAACAAGUGCCAUCCAGUUUUUUAAAGUAUUUUAUAUAUCCAUAUGGUUAUUUAAAUAUGGAGCCGUCUAAUGUAGAAUUUUGGAUGUUAUCUGAAGAAGUCUUACUAGAACAUUAUCAAAAAAUGAAUGUUGAUGAUAUUUGCUCAAUAAUUUUCUCCUAUAUAUACAGUGGCCAUUAUCCUUUGAAAUUAGUAUCCAAGAUAUUUAGUGCAGAAUACAUGGCUAAAAUAAAUAAUAGUGACAUUUUAAAGAAGCUGCAUUUAAUUGAUACAGCACUAUCCUUGGAGUGUGGGGAGUACAAUGGCCCAUUGUUACCUAAAGACCAGUGGUUUAAACCUGUUAUACAAGACAUUAGAAUAAAAAAUAUCAUUGAAAAAAUAAAGGAUAGCAUAAUACAUGUGAUUGGUGACACAAAUAAAAUGCUGACUGCUGUCAUGUUGCCAAACUAUUGUUCAGAUGAGACAUAUCUGAUUGAUGUGAUGGUGCAUCCGCUUGACACAAAUAGCACAUUUAACUGGAAAUCUGACACUCAUAUAAAAGAGAGUAUAGCAAUACUUAUUCAUUUACCAGAUCAUUACUGUUCUGAUAAUGAACAACUGAUUGGCCCACAAGUUAUGAAGAAGAGGCAUUUAAACAUCCUUGGCAUAAAGGUUGUGAGUCUAAAGUAUGCUUUACUUAGUCAAUUCUAUACAUCAUUCAAUAUUGUUAGCCUCAGGAAAUAUUUAGCUGACAGUAUUGAUAAUGCUGAAAUAUGAUUGCAAAGUGAAUUUAACAUUUAAAAGACUCUGUUUGAGUGCAUUUUGGAUUACCUGUCGAGUUAAUAAUGUAAAAUUCAAUGAUUUUAUCAAUGUGAGACUUACAGAGUAAUUGUAAGACUGAUAUUAAAAAUGAAAUCUAUUAUUGAAACAUCUUAUAUGAUGAACAUAUUAUUACCAUAACAUUAUAUUACAUUAACAUACAAAAAAAUA
Molecule: messenger RNA, 2269 nt
Organism: Bicyclus anynana (squinting bush brown)
Lineage: Eukaryota; Metazoa; Arthropoda; Insecta; Lepidoptera; Nymphalidae
Product: FAST kinase domain-containing protein 3, mitochondrial
Exons: 1
Coding region: 128-2056 (642 amino acids)
Biological process (GO): regulation of mitochondrial mRNA stability
Source: RefSeq, a predicted model, not a curated record